AUGGCGGUCGGGCAGGGGCUCUCGCAUCAUGCGUCGACGGAUGAGUAUGGACUACUCCCGUCCUGCGGUUUCGACGUCCUGGAUGAGUAUAUCCAGGGUCUAGACGGGGGUGCAGAUUUAACACCUGACUGCGGUUCGCCAGCUUCGAGCAUGGACUCGAAGCACGAUGGGGACGCAAGCUACGAGAACUCAGAGUUGGAAUGCGUCUACGCUAUUGUACACGUGGACGGGAGUCCACAAAGGCGCCAAUAUAUUGAGGUCGCGAGUCCACCGCGCGACGCGGCGUCGAUUACGUGCCUUCCAGCACUCUCCUACAAGCGUAUUCUAUGCGACCUCAAGGGAGGCACGGUGGAACAAGUAUGUCUGGUCGCCAACGAGGUAAUUCAAGAGCCGAAUGAUAAGCGAAUGACGCACCCUCGAAGCGCUGAACAAAAGUAG
Molecule: messenger RNA, 438 nt
Organism: Peronospora matthiolae
Lineage: Eukaryota; Oomycota; Peronosporomycetes; Peronosporales; Peronosporaceae
Source: the annotation of a GenBank genome assembly